Messenger RNA from Notolabrus celidotus (New Zealand spotty), 6911 nucleotides. RefSeq names its product adhesion molecule with Ig-like domain 1 (gene amigo1). Bases 829 to 2376 code for a protein of 515 amino acids. The transcript is spliced from 2 exons. Gene Ontology annotation, molecular function: protein binding. The record is from RefSeq and is a predicted model, not a curated record. Gene Ontology annotation, biological process: brain development. Lineage: Eukaryota; Metazoa; Chordata; Actinopteri; Labriformes; Labridae.
CCCCGAGAGUGCAAAUGUACCAAUUUAACCAUUUAUGUAUUUAGUUCAUGACAUAACCUUCAACGAACGCUUAGAUGGUCGUUGUGUAUUUAUUUUGCGCUCUCGUGUUUUCUUUUUUAGGUAGUACAUUUACGCAGCGCAUGUUCGGUGCGCCCUUCUUGGCUAAACAGCGCCUUCUGGCUUUGAGCGCACUAACUCAGCCGAAAAAAACAUACCAUCCACUGCAGCAGCAGAAGGACUGCCGAUAGACAGCAGCAGGCCAGUGAGGGGCCACAGGGAAACUCGUCAGCCACAGACCGAUCUUUCCUUAUUAUCUCCACGACUGCUGCUGUGAGCAGACAGGAGCUGGAGCUGUUCAAACUGCGCCAAUUAUCUGAGAAGGACGGAUGCGAUGCUUUGUGGCCGUGUGUGUACCAAGCAACAUGUCACAUUAAAACGAAAAGGCUGACUGAAACAUAGUCGAAAAUCGGUUGUAGUUAAAAGGACAUGCUCUCUGCUCUUUACGUAACCCCUUUUUGCGUAAAUUAGCACUUGAUGUCGCGUGGAGCUGGAUUAUUUUGGCGAGGAUAUAGCUCCGGUGCUCUCCAUCCUCCCUGCUUCCGUUGUUGUCCUCAGCAGCAGCGGGCUCACAGACUCAUUCAGACGGAGAAUCUGAAUGCAGGAGCAUUGUAAACAGUCGAGGAGCUGUCUUAAUGAAAGCCUGCAUCGCUGAAUCCCGCUCAAAGCUUUUCAUCAGUGAUGCCUGGGAAUCCUGCAGCUGCUCUCCCAUGCUGUUCUUUGAGAAAGGGAUCGUAGUAAACCUCUCUGGGAUUUAGAACAACUACUAGCAUGUUGCAGCCCUCCACCAGAGCAGGUGACAACCUGUUGGAAGCAAUACCUCACUGGAGUAAGCUUCAGAGAUGGGCCCUCGCCUUCUCCCUCUGCAUGGCUCUUCUCUGGCUCCCAGGGACAGCAGGAUCCCCCCUGGGCUACCAAAAGACCUGCAUCUGUGCCUCCAACAUAGUGAGCUGCUCCAAGAUGAAUUUGAGCAGUGUCCCGACAGGUCUGCCACUCUACAUGGCUGUGCUGGAUGUCAGCUACAAUAACAUACAGCUGUUGAGAUCUGAGUGGACCCCAAACAGCCUCCCAAAGCUCCAUAACCUCCUGCUCAGCCAUAAUGGUCUCCAUUUUCUGUCUUCGGAGGCGUUUGUAUAUGUGAAGUUCCUUCGCUACUUGGAUCUGUCCUCAAACAACCUGACGCUUCUUGAUGAAUUUAUCUUUGAGCCUUUGGUAAACCUUGAGGUCCUUCUGCUCUACAAUAACCACAUUUCCCAGAUUGAUCGCUCUGCUUUUGUAACCAUGAUCAACCUUCAGAAACUCUACCUAAGUCAGAACCAAAUCUCCCGUUUCCCUCUAGAGCUGGUCAAAGAAAGAUCCCGCCUGGAGAAACUUAGCCUCCUGGAUGUGUCCUCCAACAAGAUCAAGCUUCUACCCGUCGACGAGUUCCAGGUGCUGCCUGCCUGGAUUAAAAACGGCCUCUACUUCCACGAUAACCCCCUGCUGUGUCACUGUGACCUCUACACGCUCUUAGCCCAUUGGUACAUUCGAAAGUUCAACUCUGCAUUGGACUUCAAAGACAACUACACAUGCAUUCUGCCCGGCCCACAAAAAAUUACAGAGCGUGUUUUUGAUCUAAGCGGCGAAAGCAUGAACUGCAGCACGUUCAAGGAGAAUGAUGUAGAGGCUUUUCUGGAGCAACGGCUAAUUCUUUACUGUGACACCAAACACAGGAAGAUGUCAAAGACCUGGAUGAUGCCUGGCAAUGUAAUAGUGAUGUCUGGGAGCAACCAGACAGCCAAAGUAACGAAAGAGGGGAAUCUGCAGAUUAAUCCAGUGAGAGUAGAGGACUCUGGCACCUACACCUGCACUGCUAUGAGUGAGGCCUUAAACGAGACCAUCUACGUGGUGCUGAAGGUUCAUAAUAUUACAAUGCAUGGGAAUGGGGAGACCCUAAACACAGCGUACACCACAUUAGUGGGCUGCCUGGUUAGUGUAGUGCUGGUGCUAGUGUACCUUUACAUGACACCAUGCCGCUGCUUCUGCUGCCCCAACAAAGGUAAAAACAGGGGUGAGGACAGCAUCCACUCCUCCAUGCUCAGCGUGACACCCACCCACGAGGACCCGGAGCUCAAGGCGGAGCUGAACCGGCACGUAGCGUUCAUAGACUCAAAAGACCUACAGAGCCAGAACGGUAAGCUGAACCCAAAUGGGGAGGAGGAUGACGAUGAUGGAGAUGACAUGGAUGCAGAGGCUGGUUCUCUUAUGAAGGGGAAGAGGAAGAAGUCAGUAGCAGAGUCCAUCAGCUCAGUCUUCUCAGACACCCCGAUGGUGGCCUGAGAAAAGACAGGCAGAGACGAUGGGUGUGACUGGAUGUGAACAAUACAACAUGGACCAUGUUUGGUUCAUGUAGCCUGUGACUAUGACUAAACUGAAAGAAAAGAAGGAAGGAUUUUCAUCUCUCUUUGCUGACAAGUGAAAAUAAGGAUCUCAAAGGGAAUAAAAUAACAAACUAUGAUGUUGUCUAAAAUGACAACAAGCAAGACUUUUCCAGCAUAUUAAUGUGUAGCACUUAUCAUUAAUACUGUGAAGGAAUGGCAGAGGACAGGAAAAGUGGUAACUACUGUAGUUUAACAAAGUAAAAUGUAGAUGACGUAUUGUUAAUAUCAGCACUCAGGAAGUGAUAAACAAACUGUUGAAGUGUGGAGAAAUACAUAUGAUAAUAAUGCACAGGUUUUAAGUAGAUUUAAAAAUAAUUAUUGAAACCAUGGCUGGCUCAUAAUUGUAUUUAUAUUACAAUGACUAGAUUAGACUGCAUCUUACAACAUUAGAACAUAGAUACUGAAUUCCUCCUCAAUCAAGGACUCAGACUUAGACAGCAUGGCAUUGACAUGCUGCAAACACAUCCUUACAUCAAGCUUGAGUUGUCUAUUAAAAACAGCAUGUCACAAAUCCACAUUAUGUGUUCCCGGGUUAGUUCCGUCUGACUGCUUAGCUGGUUCUUAGUUACACUGAAAUAUAAUUUUUCAGGCUGAUUGUUACUCAGAUUUAAAGAGGUAGCUGUAUUUUAAAAUAAAAACAUGGACAGUACAACAGCUCCCCCAGAGUGAAGGUGGAACUUUAGAGCUCCCCCUGGUGACUUGCUGCGGUAUUGUAGUUUCAUAAAGCCCACCUCCUCAAUUUUAACAGAUGGAAAAUCUGACAAAAUAGAAAAUUAAAAUACAUGUCCAAUACAUUUUGCUCAAAUAUACAUUCAGUCAUAGCAGUUAGCUCUGUCCAUGCAGAUAUGCGUAUCACUUUUUCCAAAGAGUUUAGCUUUAAUCAGUUAUUUAAUGUUUGAAAGAGUAAAUGUGUCAUCAUUAUUGACAGCUCUGUUGACAAAUACAGGCUCCUGCUGCAUUAUUUACCAGAUUAGGAGAGUAGAGAAGGAACUGCCGGAGAAAACAAACACAAGAGUUAUUACAUUUUCCAUAGUCAUGAGAAUCUGCAAAUCAACAGACAAAAAUCAGUUUUUCUGUGGACUGGACUGACCUGAGGUAUCUCUGACGUGUUAUCAGUAAGUCUAAUGUGUGUUUUGGUUAGCAGAUGGGGAUGUGACGUCAGUCCCACAGCUCCACCAGCCAGGCUGCUUCUGCGCAUGCCUUGGCUCCAAAAUACAUCAAGAGUGCUACAUGUCAACGUGUAUUUAGGGGGUAUGUUGGCCUCACUUUUUACAAUCAGAGGAGAGAGAGAGAUUCAUGCAUAAAAAUAUAUAGUCAAUAGUAUUCCCAUGGAUAUAUAAGGGUGAUAUUUUUCUUACCCUCAAUUUAAAUAUAGAUGAGAAGAACAAUAGUUAAUCAGCUAAAAAUCAGUCAUUGUGUAUCAAAGUAGUUUAACUGCUAGAGCCUUCCUCAAGCACUAAAGAUAUCUGUGUUGUCCUGACAGAUGAUGCACAUAUUGUCUAGCUUUAAUAUACAGAUAGAUACUAAUGUCCUCACUAAAUAAAAUGGACUUGGUGUGUUGUAAAAUGCCCCUUGCCCAAGAGUUUGAAUUAUUUCAGUCAAAUUGGAGCAUCAUUAGCAGGAAGUUCAACAAUAAGCUAGCACCAAUGACUGCUUUAACUUUUAUUUAUCUUUCCUAGAUUCAAAAUAAGCACCUGGCAUAAAAUCUGCCAACAAUUUUGAUACAUUAACAACAAAAAACAUGAACCUAUAGGUAUUCCUAGGUUGUGUAAAGUUUAAAAUCCUUGUGGUCAAAUUGUAGUGUUAAUAGCAAGAGGUAAAUACCAAGCUAAUGCUAAGUAAUAGAGCUGUCAUAAUAUCAGACCUGCAGGGGAAAUAAUGUUGAGUAUUGUUCGAAUGGAGAGCGCUGAUGUUAGUUAGUCCUGCCGCUGUCUUUAGAGUCAUUGCUGAAUAAUUGCAGAUUCAAUUUCAGAUACAGGAUGCCUCCUUUGCUGUGCACAUUUCACUAACAAGGUUUUGAACAGAAGACUGUGUUUCUGCUCCAACAAGCAGAGAUUUAAUUGAACUGUGUGGUGUUAAACAACAAGGCUAGGUUGACAUAAAUGCUAAUUGGAUUUUUUUGAUGGGUUGCAGCUUCCCUCUGUGUCUCUGUGAGGAAAGGUGUGUUAUCACAGCCACACAAUGCCAUUCUCUUUGUACACAAACAACCUUGAUUCAACCCAGAUAGGUCUGCUUUGUUUGUGUUCCUCAGUCAUUAUGUGCCUGUCCUUAUGAAGUUCAAAAGCAAUCAUUCAGCCAGGCCAUGAAUGUGAUGCCCUUUAAAUUGUCUGACAUUUGUCUAUGAGGGAUACGCCUACAGCUUUUUAUUGUACAAUAGCUUUCCCACUAAUACAGGUGGCUGGAAAGUAGAAUGUGAAAAUUUGGAAAUGAUAAUGUUAGUUAACGUGCUUCUUAGUUUUCUAGAAAAGCACUUCUCAGUACCUAGAAAAAUCAAUAGUUGUCUAAAGAUAUAUAAAUUCUAAGUUUAAUGUCCGUAGAGUUCUCAGACAAUAUGAUGUACACCUUUCAGAGCGCAAUGUGGUUUUUGAAAUGUAAUGUUAUAUUCAUAGUUGUGGUGUGCACAACAGCAUCUCUUGUGUGGGUGAAAAGAGGAAGUCACACUUAUCAGAGAGGUUGGUGUGUGAAUCAUCCCAUCCCUCACACAUAGGAAUACCAGGUGGAGAAAGAGAGCACAGCAAAAAAUACCACAACAUGCACUUAAAUGAAGCCACAUUCAGCACUACCCCAGACUGGCUGCAGUUGGUAGGAAUCUGGUCUAUUUUCAUGGGAUCCAGGCUCCAGGUUUUGCCCUAUGGAAUUGGUUUAUACAAGCUGUUUCUCACUUUUUCAUUCUGAGAUCAAUCUAAAACUCCUCUGAUUUCACAGCCUGGCAACUCAAAGCCCCAUGAGAAGCUACUGAAUGCCAUUAACCAAAUAUGAGACAGCUAAAAAGUCAGAUCAAACACAGGUGUUAGGGGUGUGAGAGAGCACACAUUGUACCGCCUGAUUAUCAAGGAAUAUUAUGUUUGUUUAUGAAGUCAGCCCGUAUCAAUAAAGUUAAAUCUGCUGUGACUAAUAGGGGGUCUUCUUCUGGUUGUGUCUGAAAAUACAAGUUUCAGUGCUGUUCAAAGAAAAAUAAAUGCUUUGGGUCCUGACGUAGAGGAUAAGCAAAGCAUUGUUCUGUCCAAAGCAAAUCUGCCUUCCUAUAUAUAUCUAUAUAUACAGUAUAUAUAUAUGUAUUAAGACUCACUUUUCUGUGUUCAGUAUUGAUUAGUUGUGUUCGGCUAUGUUCUACCAGUGUACUGACUGUAUUCUUGUAUAAUCUAAAAUGUUGUUGAUCAUUUUGAAUUUUGUCUGCAGCUGUGCUACUGUUAGCUGUUUCCAACUUUUAGUCUUGACAUAAAUGUUUAUUUUUUAAGCAGGUUGGGGUUUAGUUUUCUAUUGAAAUCGGAUGUAUUUCACACUUGAUUCUGCUACAGAGUUAAGUUCAACAAAAGAAUAACUACAUAUACGUAUAUUAAGAUGUUUGAAAGAAAACUGCAUGGGAACACUACCAGUUUUGGAGCUUGAUGGGUCUUGAUGGGCAGUGAGUAUGUAGCCUGCAGUUACUUUCAGUCAGUAUUUGACUUUGCUUAUUAAGCCAUAAAGAAUUCAGGAGAAAAGACAUCAAUUGAGGUUAUUAGGUUGUUGGCUAUGGGUGAGUUUCACAAUGAAUAAUUAACAACAAUUAAAGCAACAGUUUUCUGUUUAUAAAAGGCUGGAGGGUAUUUUUACAAAAGCAAAUACAACACAGUAAAAGCAAGAGCUGUUGAUAGCCACGAUUGAAAUCCUGGAACACGACAGGGCUUUGAAAAGAUCUGAAAACAGAGGGUAAUUUAAUCUCAGGAGUUAUGACAGUUGUAGGUUUUAAAGUGAUAUAAAAACUUCAUACUUGCAUUUUCAAGCAACAUCAAUAAGACAAAACCUCUGGUUUUUAGAUCUGUGCAGUUCACAGGCUCUUUGCUAUUUGCAGUAAUGGAUCAUUAACUGUUGUCUUAAUGAUCAGUUCAGGGAAGGGAGUGGUGUAUCACUGCCGGCAAACAUCUUUCUCCAUUUGUCUCACUAUGAAGUAGCAAAUUACAGGAAAACAUCCUUGAGGCGGCGGGGCUAAAGGCCCUCCACACAUGAGAGCUUUUAUCUGCAUUAAAAGCUCAGAGUUUAUUGACCACUGCUCUGGAGAGGAGCUGGUUGGUCAUAUUGCCAUAACCUCUGAACGGUCUUGCAGCUAAAGUGGAAUGGCUUUGCAUGGUAUGCUAUAGAGCUUCUCAGACUGCAGGAGAGGUGACACCCUGUAAGCAUUAAAGGUUAAGAACACUGAUUUAUCAUGUGACUAAAUAAAGAUCAAGAUUUACACUU